AGAUAAUCGCGGCUGGAAAUCGCAGGCCGAGGACAUUCAGCCGCCUGCCACACCAGCAGCCAGCCACCACUUGCCGUGCUUCCAUUUGGGCCCUCAUUUCGCUCGAGAACCCGCCGCAAUCAUCUGUUUGGCGCGGCUCGCUCCUCUGAGAUCCAGCUGCCGCCGCCGCCGCAUAAGCAGUAGCCGUGCCGCCGCGAGCUGCCAACGCCGCCGCCGCGCCAAAGCACCAUGGCCCAGCAGCAGGUCGACAUCAGCGCCAUGUCGCUCGAACAAUUGAACACAUACAAGGGCCAGUUCGAGAACGAGAUCAAACAAUUACAUGCCAGACAUUCGGGAUUGAAGCAGGCCGAGGGCCGUUUUCGGCAAUCGAAGGACGCGCUCGCGGCCAUUUCGAAGGACGACGAGGGGCGGCGCAUGCUCGUGCCCCUCACCCAAUCGUUAUACGUGCCCGGGGAACUGGGCGACCCGGACCAGCUGCUCGUCGAGCUCGGCACGGGGUAUUACAUCGAGAAAACGCAACAAGGCGCCACAGAAUUAUUAGAUAGGAAGAUCGGGACCGUCUCGAAGAACGCCGAGGACAUCAACACCGUCGUGGCCUCGAAGCAGCAGAACUACGACGCCAUCGUCCAGAUGAUGCAGGUGAAGAUGGCGCAGAUCCAGGAGCGGCGUAGUGAAUUGCAGCGCCAGCAGGACCGGAGCGGAUAGAUUUUUAACAACACUUACAAAAA
Messenger RNA from Pelagomonas calceolata, 728 nucleotides. Lineage: Eukaryota; Pelagophyceae; Pelagomonadales; Pelagomonadaceae. The record is from the annotation of a GenBank genome assembly.